Doryrhamphus excisus (bluestripe pipefish) is the source of this 3322-nucleotide messenger RNA. RefSeq names its product origin recognition complex, subunit 5 (gene orc5). Gene Ontology annotation, cellular component: nuclear origin of replication recognition complex; nucleus. Gene Ontology annotation, biological process: DNA replication; DNA replication initiation. The record is from RefSeq and is a predicted model, not a curated record. NCBI's taxonomy places the organism in Eukaryota, Metazoa, Chordata, Actinopteri, Syngnathiformes, Syngnathidae. Gene Ontology annotation, molecular function: DNA replication origin binding.
UCACGGUAGAUCAAAUGAGCAUCUCUGGCGGAUGGCGUCCGGUGGUUAUGGGACCGCACUCGGCACCAGUACCGACCUUCGUGGGGGCCCCAGGAUGGUCCCGUGUCUAGAUGGACAGCCAAUGGGAUCCUCCUCUUUUUGGCUCCACCACUUGACCCUUUUAGUUCCCCGGAGCCUCAGGAUGUUUGGAGAAGUUAGAAAUGGCGGUCUUCCUGCGUCCAAGCUCGGCAGCGACGGCGUCGCCCGAGGCAGCUCAACCAUCCCGGUUUGGUCAAAGAGAGAAAGCUUUUUGCCUUUGCCAUCAGAAGAUGAUGACGGUGUGAAUGCCUGACACUAAAUCACAUUCAAGGCUGCAAUCUUAAACGGCCUAUUUCACUUGAAUGCAUCUUUUGCAAUCAAUGCUUUACAUUUCUUCUUUUUGCGUUUUGAAGCUCUACUUAGAACCUCCUGGGGCAACCAAAGUUGCACCCACGCAGCACGUGAACCUUCCUGGUAAUCUGUGGGUGAAGACUUGCCUUACCUGCAGCCAGCUGCAUCCACCCGCAGAUCUUGUAGACGGUGCCGGUGCCGCAGAAGAAGAAGAGGACGAAGCAUCCGAUGCAGCCGAGCACCAGCGCCAUGGACAUGCCGAUGAAGAAGGAGGCGGCCUUGAACGCACCGGAAGGGAUGCUGGCGAACUCUGUGAAGCUGCCCCGGCACGUCAGGUCCCGGGACAGGCCGCUGCCGAUGCAGUAGUGGAAGAGGCCGAAGUAGCCCGCCUGCGGGGUGUCUGCGCCGUCCCCGAUCCAGUAGGGCUGGAUGAAGCACACCACGUUGACGAUGGCGAAGAGGAUGGUGAAGAUGGCCCACAGGACGCCGAUGGCGCGGGAGUUACGCACGUAGUUGGUCUGGUAAAUCUUGGCUGCCUCCGAGGCGGGGAGCAUGGCGGUGCCGGGGAUCGGAGCCCCCGGGACCAUCCUCCGGGCUCGACGGAUGGGGGGGAAAAAGCUCGAAUGUGCCGCUUCUAUUUGACACUCUCUACUCCUUUCAGUCCAAAUCCCAGCACCGCGUCCCUGUCGCCUCCACGGAAGCGUCACGAUGCUUUCCUCUCAUGCCUGUGCAAAAAAGCGACGCGAAUCCGGACAGGAUCCACCGUGAAAUAUUUCCCCGAGCAGAGUCCAGAGAUGUGUGCUCGACGCUUGCACCGCACGCAGCCGUGGAUAAUUCAGGGCUAACCCACAUCCCUUAAUCCCUGUCUGACGUAGCCUACACUGCGCGCGGGUGCUUGUGUGUCUGCGUGUGCGUGGCUUGAUCAAGCACGCAAUUGCAUCUGCAGUGCAAAAGUCAACGUGUAUUUGAUUUAUAUAUUAUUAUAUUUUACACGACUUAAUACACACAACGAAUAUAAUGAUUAAAAAAAUAUUUAUGUAUUUAUUAAUUUAUUUAACCAAACAGCACCGUUGCUUUUCCAAGAAUACUAAAUCGCCAUAAAAACACCAUUACCCGUGAGUCUUUGAGAACAAUGCUUCACUGUGAUUGGCCGGUUUCACCACGUGGUUUGUGAGGUCAUGAAGAACCGCGAAACUCUUUUGCCAACUCUGACUGUUAAGCUAGCUGAGUCAUUGCUCACAUUUUGUCGAUUAUCUAAAUGUUGUUACCAGUGUUAAAUUAGCGACAUGUCACCGCGUCUUUGUUGUCGAACGGACUAAUAAUUAACUAACUCACUAACUAAUAGUUAAUAAUUCCCAGUUUUGUUCGCUUUUGUGCUCAACUUCCGGUGAAGUUAAAGCACUCGAAGAGCUGACGGCUAGCUAAUAAAGCAAGCUAGCAUGUUCGAGGUGUCUUUCUAAGUGUUUCUAAACUAGCUUAAAAGGGGGGACACCUUCAUGGCGUCGUUGCUGCAACAGCCGGGCUACGAGGAGGACAGGCUGCGGAGGGUGGCCGAGCAGAUACCCGGCAGAGAGCUUCAGGCCGGGAUGUUGCUGUCGCUUUUGGGGGAGCCACAGCACUACAGCUUCCCUUCAAUCUUCAUCUACGGUCAUCGAGCCUCUGGGAAGAGUCAUGUUGUCAACAUCCUACUUAGGGAGCUGGAGUUGCCUCACGCUAGUAUCAGCUGCGUCGAGUGCAUUUCCAUCGCCCUGCUCUUUGAAGAAGUGCUGCUGACCUUCUUUGGGCGAGACGCCGCUGCCGCGCUCCCAAGGAGCCCGUCGUUAUCCGACUUCGUCCGCAUCUACAAGCAGCACGGCUCCCGGUUCGCCGCCACAGAGACGCGGUACAUCGUGGUGGAAAAAGCUGAAAUGCUACGAGACAUGGACGCUAAUCUCCUCCCGGCUCUCCUGCGUCUUCAGGAACUGGUGGAGGACAACGUGAGCAUCAUCCUGCUCAGUGAGAUAGCGUGGGACACGUUCAGGCCGAGCACGGGCUGCUUCGAGCCUCUUCUGCUCCACUUCCCCGACUACAGCAAAGCUGAGCUGCACCAGAUCUUGUCCCAGGACCGACAUCCAUCCUAUUCCGCUGACUUCUACUCCUCCUACAUCAACAUCCUGCUGGGUGUCUUCUACGCAGUCUGUCGGGACCUCCGAGAGCUGCGCCACCUGGCUGCGCUCAACUUUUCCAAGUUUUGCGAGCCUCUGUCCGAAGGGAAAGUGAAAGAGAGCGACACCCACAAGCUGUGGCGAAACAUCGAGCCUCACUUGAAGAAGGCCAUGCAGACGGUCUACCUGCGUGAGGUGUCCAGCCUCCAGUGGGAGGAGAUGCAAUUGGAGACCGAAGCCGGGCCUGUGAGAGGCUUGUCGGCGCACACGCACGUGGAACUGCCUUAUUACUCCAAGUUCCUGCUGAUCGCCGCCUACCUGGCGUCCUACAACCCCGCCCGCACCGACAAGCGCUUCUUCGUCAAGCACCACGGCAAAAUAAGAAAAGCCAAACACUUCCUGAAGAAGAACGAGAAGACCAGCAACCACCUGCUGGGACCCAAGCCGUUCCCUCUCGACCGCCUCCUCGCCAUUUUCUACAGCGUGGUGGACAGCAGGGUGGCACCCACCGCCAGCAUCUUCUCUCAGAUCUCCUCCCUGGUGACCUUACAGCUGUUGACUCAGGUCAGCCAUGACGAGCAGCUGGACGCCCCCAAGUACAAAUGUGCCGUCUCCAUGGAUUUCAUCUGUGCUGUAUCCAAGACGGUCAACUUUGACAUUAUCAAGUAUCUCUAUGACUUCAUAUGAGGCACUCCAUCUCUUCAUGGACGCUCUGAUUGGAUUAUAAUAGACACAGUUAUGUUGCUGCCACCUUGUGGUCAUGGUGGAAUAAAUCACUCAACAUGCACGGGGUUGGGAUUGGCCUCCGU